Molecule: messenger RNA, 1079 nt
Organism: Hymenoscyphus albidus
Lineage: Eukaryota; Fungi; Ascomycota; Leotiomycetes; Helotiales; Helotiaceae
Source: the annotation of a GenBank genome assembly
AUGACCGCUCCCAUCUUACCAGCCACACGUGCGACUACUAUCACAGCCAUCAUUAGUCGGCAUUAUUUCCAAGUUUUGCGAGGUCUGGUCACCCGUAGUACAUCGAUGAAUUAUGCUUGCGGUCAAGAUCUUCACCGAUUACCGUUCCCGGGAACCGCCAUAUUUCAAGCUUUCUUUACUUUGUCACAAUUUAUUAAUUCGGUGUUUGAGUACAGAGACUUAGCCGUGGGCGGUGGAGGCUGGUUUGGCACUGCCCUACCGUUUGCGGAUUGUUACAUCGAUCGUACUUCGCUGCAACGGCGUUGCCUUUGUUGCUUUAUCGAGGCUUGCUUGACUAUUUUUGUAUUCAGAUACACAUGUGAAGCGAGCCUCCUAUUUCUUUCUUAGCUUGCUAAUAAAUUCACUUCCCUCCCUCCUGUGAUUUUUCAAUUCUCAACUCACUUUUAAUUAUUCGCUCGCUCAAAUUUCCGACCAGCUCAAAAUCUCAACCUCUCUCUUGUCUUUAUUCUAACACCAAAAACUCUACUCUCAUAAUAUGCAUAUCAAAAACUUUCUCCUGGCUGCAUUCGCCAGUGUUUAGGUUGCUGUAAGCUGAUAUCCGUGGUAUGGAUUGAUGUCAGGAAGCUGAUGAUGUUUAGGCCCAAGACAGUACUGCACCAUUCCCGACAGGCAGUAACGUAACGUCAACUACUAUUUCAAGCACUGGCUUAAGCACUGUCUCUGCAACAGUCAUCAUCUCCGGAAAUGAAACAACAACUGUCAUUCCAAGCGGUACAACAUCAGCCAUCAACAGUAUAAUUACCGACAGUUCUAUCACUACCAUCCCAGUAUUUCCCAACAGUACUAUCACCUCGACCUCGUCACCCGGCCCGUCUCGUUCGGUUAUAUUUACAACAGCUGUCACAGUUAUCAAUGGGAAGACAACCAGCGUUGUUGUGGAAGUUGCCGCCACGACUGCCUUCGGUUCCGGGCCAACUCCAACAGGAAGCACACCGAUCCAGGGAGCUGGAACAGCAAACGGAGCUAGAUUGGGAACAACUUUCCUGUCUGUGCUAAGCGUGAUGUUCUUUUUGUUUUAG